CGGCAUGAACCCGGAUAAUUAUGAAGGGUACGAACAUUGUGUGGAGAGGAAUUCAAACAUUGGUUGGAAUGAUCUUUUUUGUAGCACUCAAUUGAGAUUUGUGUGCGAGAAACCAGAAGUACCUCCACUUCAUUUGAUUGCGAUGACGUCAACACCUUUCGGGAGCCCUGGGAACGCUCCAACUUUCUCUUGCGUUCUCUCACCGGACAACACACAGAAUACCAUAAUCUACACAGAGAGGGGAGUUAGACCAAGCCCCACUCCUGCAGGCUACACACUGGACGUACCGGGCUCGGAGGAAACUCUAAAUGGCGGACUAACACAGAACCUACCUGAUGAAGCGACGUCUGUUGGCGUUUAUAAGUGCUCCACUACAUCUACAAUCACCGGUACUUCAACAUCAGCAGAUGUGACAAUUCUCUCACAAGACAGUACGUACGAACAUAAAGUACAUUAAAAAUAAUCUGACA
This is a messenger RNA of Lytechinus variegatus (green sea urchin), 470 nucleotides long. RefSeq lists its product as uncharacterized. Lineage: Eukaryota; Metazoa; Echinodermata; Echinoidea; Temnopleuroida; Toxopneustidae. Bases 5 to 457 code for a protein of 150 amino acids. The transcript has 2 exons. The record is from RefSeq and is a predicted model, not a curated record.